CCCAGUAUAUAACAAGCUGUGCAUCGAUCAUAUUGUGCUCAGUGUGCGAGCGAUCCUAUCUGCGAAAUUUUCGGAAAGAAAAUUGAUGGUGGCGGCGUUGUAGCGUAAAUUUCUCAUCGCAGUCAUAGUGAGAGCAUUAGCUUGUCCCACACGGAUCAUUGAUUUGACGAGCAAGCAGAGGUAAUUAAUGAUAUGCAGCGGUUUCUGGAUGUUUCGCAGUAGCUAACAAGCAUUAUAAUCACCAAAACUACGAAAAUUUCUGCAGAUAUGCGAGUGCUGCAGUAGAGUGAAGUCGAAGUACCUUAACAUUAUUCUAUCACAGGGGUCGUUCCAUUACGCAGGUGGGGAGGUUACUCUAUAUUUUGCGUAUGAUUAACAGCUUCUGUGGCUCGUAAAUGACUUGGACCAGAACCGGGCUCGAAGAGACCAAAACAAGGCCCCUUGAACUCAGCCACAAAGAGCCUACUGUUAUGACUUGAGCUCACUUCCUCUUUCAGGCUCUUUUGAUAAUGGGUCCUGUUUUAGGAUCUUCUAUCCCUAUAUUGGGACCAGGCCUUAGCAAAAUUAAACAUAAAACAUGACAACUUUGAGAAGCCCUCUCAGUAAGAGUUCCCCAGAGAUCGCUUUCCCCUCAUACGACCCACCGCCAUAUUCAGAACAUUACCAAGAUGGAUCCCCAAUCGCGAUAGAAAGCCGAAUCACCCAAAAGACUUUCCAAGAAAUCUUAUAUGAACUUCUAAUCUUCGAUUCUCAAAUAAGCCCCAAGUUUUCGACCGCAGAUGCUACAUACAGUUAUACUUGUGGUAAUCUGGACUGCAACUUCACCUGUGGAGUUCCACAUCUGAUGAUUGUAGUACGUGUAAAGGGGCAAAUUGACGACCAGAUCGGAAUCAUAUUGCGUUCUACUAAAUGGUCAACUUAUAAUAUAUUAAGACCCGAUCAAGGUGAUACAUACAGUUUCAAAGCAUGGAGAAAUUCAAGAUUUUUCAUAAUUCGAAGAAUGUUGCUAUGUCUUCAAGUAUAUAAUAAGUAUAGAGACAUGAACCGGGUUGCACGGAUUGCGGCGAGGCCUUUUCAAGCGCAUGUGAUCGGGUAUAUCAUGGGGAAAGUUUUGAACGUGCAGAAAGCGUUGUUCAUGGAUAAUCUAUACAGACUGAGAUCCCAGCACGGGAAAGAGACUGAUCCUCUUUCAUCAAAGGGGUUUUAUUUGCAAUUUUAAUAGAAUAUGAUUUAAAUCUGGGCAUAUAAAAUUACACAUUUCAGGCACGUAAAUGC
This is a messenger RNA of Verruconis gallopava, 1275 nucleotides long. RefSeq lists its product as uncharacterized. The transcript is spliced from 2 exons. The coding region runs from base 578 to 1219 and encodes 213 amino acids. NCBI's taxonomy places the organism in Eukaryota, Fungi, Ascomycota, Dothideomycetes, Venturiales, Sympoventuriaceae. The record is from RefSeq and is a predicted model, not a curated record.